Molecule: messenger RNA, 1800 nt
Organism: Corticium candelabrum
Lineage: Eukaryota; Metazoa; Porifera; Homoscleromorpha; Homosclerophorida; Plakinidae
Product: phospholipase B-like
Exons: 18
Coding region: 11-1624 (537 amino acids)
Molecular function (GO): glycerophospholipase activity
Source: RefSeq, a predicted model, not a curated record
GUCAACCCGGAUGGAGGUGUUUUCAUUGUUCAUCUGGUUUUUCUCUGUUUUCUGUUUAGGCGACGCUGUGACAGCAACGCUUUAUCGGGAUUCAGACGGAAAAUUUGUUGUACAAGAGGUACUGGACAAGCAGAAGGGAAUUGCCUAUGGCUCAUUUGUUGAUGAAAUUAACAAGACUGGUUGGUCACAGCUGGACAUAAGGUCUGGCUAUGGUUUACCUGUUGAUGAUGAAGUUGUCAUGUAUGCCGCUGGUUACUUGGAAGGCGCAUUCACAGCAAGAAUGAUUCCACAAUGUCAACACAAUCUGAGGUCAAUAAUGAUGGAAGUUAUUAAGACGGACGAGAAUUUAGCAAAAGUUGAGAAAUUUCUUCAGCAGCAGUUUGAUUGGAUGAAAUCGAUGAUUAUGGGCAACAAGAAAGAUCCUUUUUGGAGACACAUUCACCUUAUUUACCAGCAGUUUAUGGGUCUAUUUGAUGGCUAUAAUGCUUUUUCUCCAACUGGCAAGCAAGCCACUGAAUUGGAGUUUCUAUUAUUCAAUGCUUAUCCAAAUACACCAGAUAUACUGGCAGCUGUUGUGCCAGAAAUGGCCCCAAAGUGGGAUGAAAUGACAAUAGAAGAGAUCAGACGCAAAUCGGCAUUGUUGGGUCAUUGUUCAGCAUUGGUGAAAGUUACUCCUGGAUAUGAAGAUGUCUUGAUUGGCCACACAACGUGGACAGGAUAUCCUUCAAUGCUAAGAAUCUUCAAACAUUACAGCUUCAAUCUUCAAGAGCCAACAACCGGCUCGCAAACGUUGUCAUUUUCCAGCUAUCCUGGAGUCUUAGUUUCUAUUGAUGAUUAUUACAUUAUGGGAAGAGGAAUGGUUAUGAUGGAGACGACUAAUGAUGUGUAUGAUAAUCGUUUGUUUAAGCUGGUAAAGCCAGAGUCGCUGUUGACAUGGCAACGAGUUCGAGUUGCUUGCCAGAUGGCUCAUGAUGCCAUGGAGUGGACGGACGCGUUCACUCGCUAUAAUUCUGGAACGUAUAAUAAUCAGUAUAUGAUUGUUGAUCUCAACAAGAUCAAAGUAAAAGAUUCCAUUGGAGACAACGCUCUUAGAAUUGCUGAACAAACUCCAGGCUUAGUUGUGUCAACAGAUGUAACACCCGUCCUUCGUGCAGGAUACUUCGCUUCAUACAAUGUACCAUUCUCUGAAGAGAUUUACAAUAGAAGUGGAUAUCCAGCAUUUGUAGCAAAACAUGGUCCUGAGUUCUCGUAUUCAUUGGCUCCUCGAGCCAAAAUAUUUCGAAGGGACCAAAGCAAAGUUGUUGAUAUUGAAUCAUUAAAGCACUUGAUUCGUUAUAACAAUUACAAGAAUGAGGAAUAUGCUGAUCAGGAUCCGUGUAAUACAAUCUGUUGCCGUGGUGAUCUGAGUGCCACACCAAAUGCGGAUGGCUGCACCGAUGCCAAGGUUACUAACUACUCGUUGGCAUAUUCGAGGAUCACCCACGGCAUCAGUGGACCAACCACAGAGGGUGGUUUGCCUGUAUUCUCAUUCACUGGAGCUUUUAAAGAUGUUGCACAUGAAGGAAUGCCAAUAUAUUGGAACUUUUCCUUUGUGACAUUACAACCAGGUGAACAGCUGAACUGAUGGUCAAUCUGAUGGCAAUGCAAGUCAUCCAUCUCAUUGACUUUGUUAAUUGAUUGUGUUGCAUCGACUGUUGGUUGGAUACGUUGGCGGUUCUGUUCUGUGCAGUUUGUUAAGAUUUCUUUAACAGUUCAAUUCCAAGGUUAACUCAGACUUGCUAGCUGUGUUGGUGAGUAAAA